This is a messenger RNA of Neurospora tetraspora, 528 nucleotides long. RefSeq names its product kinase-like domain-containing protein. The record is from RefSeq and is a predicted model, not a curated record. Lineage: Eukaryota; Fungi; Ascomycota; Sordariomycetes; Sordariales; Sordariaceae. The transcript has a single exon. Gene Ontology annotation, biological process: protein phosphorylation. Gene Ontology annotation, molecular function: ATP binding; protein kinase activity. The annotation marks the transcript as partial.
UCUCUCUUCGUUACUGGCAAUAUUCUCCACCGCGAUAUCUCUCCAAACAACAUCAUCACCACGGACCCUGAAACAGCAGAUGGCUUCAAGGGCAUGCUGAUCGACCUUGACAUGGCUAAAGCACGAAAUAGCGGCCCAAGCGGAGCGCGACAAAUAACUGGCACGAUCCAGUUCAUGGCGAUCGAAGUAUUGCGCAACAUCAACCACACAUACCGUCACGACCUCGAAUCGUUUUUCUAUGUCCUGCUUUGGAUGUGUGUGCGUCAAUCAUGGAGUAACGGAUUUUCCAGAAAGAACGAGAAGGCACCUAAGGAGAGCUUUCUUCAACGAUGGGAGGUCGGAAGUUUCAGUCAGAUUGCUUUGAAUAAACAAGGCGAUAUAUCCGGUGGGUUUGAAGAGAUUUUAAAGGAGUUUCCAGAGUCGUUGAACAUUGUUAAAUCGCUUUGUCAGAAGAUUAGGAAGAUCCUUUUUCCCUUAGGCGAAGAUGAAAGUGUAAACAUUGGAACCCCCGCAGGAGAUCUAGACUAG